Mobula hypostoma (lesser devil ray) is the source of this 2842-nucleotide messenger RNA. Its product is annotated as perforin-1-like. Gene Ontology annotation, biological process: immunological synapse formation; defense response to virus; T cell mediated cytotoxicity. NCBI's taxonomy places the organism in Eukaryota, Metazoa, Chordata, Chondrichthyes, Myliobatiformes, Myliobatidae. The transcript has 3 exons. Bases 92 to 1783 code for a protein of 563 amino acids. The record is from RefSeq and is a predicted model, not a curated record. Gene Ontology annotation, molecular function: wide pore channel activity. Gene Ontology annotation, cellular component: membrane.
UGGAUAAGCAGAUCACUGUUGUGUCUGAGCCGAACUGUCGGACUGUAUCUCAAAGGGGAGGUCUCUGUCAGACGUGCUAGCUCCGGUGGCGAUGGGCUCCCCCCUCCUCCCACUGCUCCUCUUACUCCUCCUCGGGACCCCUCCGAGCGGGGCGAUCUGCAACGUGGCCACUGCCAACGAGUGCCGGCAGAAGAAGCCGGUGCCAGGAAUGGAGCUGCUGGGCGAGGGCUUCGACGUGGUUGGGCUGCGGAGCACGGGGGCCUGGGCGGUGGACACGAGGAGCUGGCAAAGCCGAGGCUCCUGCACCGUCUGCCGCAACUCGCUGAUGAACGGCCAGGUCCAGCGGCUGCCCCGGGCCGUCGCCCACUGGCUUACCGACACGAACUGCAACUACCACCUCCGCUCCACCCUCUAUGACUCGGCCGAGGAUCUGUCGGCGUCGCAGUCGGCCGGGGUAGACUCCUCCUGGAGCGCAGGGCUGGACGUGAAGCCGCGGCCGGGUUCGGGAGUGCGGGUGACGGUGGCGGGGGAGCAGUCCGAGACGUCGUCCUUCGGCCGGAAACGGGAGGCCACCGACCGCUACAGUUUCUCCAGCCAAGAGAUGGAGUGCAAAUUGUACCGGGCCGUGCUGGGAGAGCGGCCCCCCUUGCAUCCGCACUUCGUUCAACUGCUCCGCCGGCUGCCCCGGCGCUGGGACGGGCGGUGGGACAACGGGCACGGGGAGGGGAGCGGUCCCGGUUUCUUCUACCGCCGCUUCCUUCGCACCUUCGGCACGCACUACGUCCGCGCCGUCCGCCUCGGCGGCCUCUUCCGAGACAUCACGGCCCUCCGCACCUGCCAGGUGGCGGCCGAGGGACAGACCACCGAGGAGGUGAAGGACUGUCUGAGUAUUGAGGCAGAGGCCCAGAUCGGCAGCAAGUUCGAUUCCAGCGCCAAGUACCGGCAUUGCAAGGAGGCACAGAACAGGGCUGAGGGGCGCGCUUCCUUCCACCAGACGUACAAGGAUCGCCUGACCGUGGUACAAGGGGGCCUCCUGCCACAGGGGGCCGACCUCUUCUUCGGGGGAGAUGGAGAUGAAGAAGGGAGCUCCGACCGCUUCAAAGCCUGGUUUGACUCACUGGCCUCCCACCCCGGCGUCACCCACCGCACCCUGGAGCCACUGCACCUUCUGCUGCCUCAGCGGGACCCCCGCCGGGCACUCCUCCGCCGUGCCAUCAGCCACUAUAUUGUGGAACGGGCAUCGGAGGGGCAUGCUGCCAACUGCUCAUCCAAGGGCUGCCCCAGGGGUGGCACCCGGCCCAGCUCCGUCCCAGGUUCCUGUUCCUGCCGCUGUUCUGCUGACCCCUGGGUGAACGGUCAGUGCUGCCCCAAGAAGAAGGGCUGGGGACGGCUGGAGGUGAAGGUGGUGCGCUGCCGGGACCUCUGGGGCGACUACGUGUCCGGGACGGACGCCUACGUGAAGGUUAGCUGCGGCCCGGGGCUAAAAGCCAGCACGGCUGUCAUCGCCAAUAACAACCACCCAGUCUGGGACGUUUGGCUGAACCUGGAAGAAGUGCAGCUGGGGCCAGACGUCCGCGUGCGGCUGGAGGUCUGGGACCAGGACGGGGGACUGGACCACGACGACCUUCUGGGAGCCUGCACGGUCCCGCUGGUGGCCGGGCCCAGCCGCGUCGACAUCUGCUACCUGAACCACGGCAGCCUGAACUUCGAGCUGCGACUCACUUGCGGGCCUCACCUGGGCGGGGAUGACUGCCGGGAGUACCAGCCGCAGCCGGGGAGCUGAGGAGCUGACAGCGGGGGCAAGUGUGGUGGAUGGACCGGCCUGGGCCAGGGGCUGAGGAGAAAGCUACUCCAACCCUCAUGGACAUAGUUCGCUCUCCCGGUCAACCUGUGACCUCUGACCCUGGCCACAGCAAUCACUCGCCUCCCCUUUCCCUGUAUCACCCUCCUUACACACUCCCUCAUUGCCUACUCUCCUUCCCAGUCCCCCUGCCUCCUACAUUGCGGCUUUAUUCUCCUUGCCCUUCCUCCUCACCAUCCCUCCUACAACCUCCCCCUAUUCACCUGUAUCCUUCCCUCCUCAUUUUUCCGUCCCCCAUCCUCCCAUCUCACUGACCCUCCCACAGUGCUCACUCCCCUGUCUUAAACUCUUUCCUCCCCUCCACUCCUGUCUCACCUCCUCCCCCUCUGUCAUUCCCUCCUCCACUUCCUCUCCAACGGCAUUCCCUCGUCACUCACUCCCUCAUUUAUUGUCCCUCCCUUCUCACCACCCCUCGCAUGGAAAUCCCUCCCCUCACUCCUCUAUCGCUGCCCUCCCCACAGCACUCCCUUAGCCCCCCCGUCCCUUCUUUCCCACCCUCUUAUCACUCUCCCCAUCCUCUUUCCCCGUGCCUCCCUCCUCGCUGCCUCUCUCCCAUCACUUUCUCCCUUCUUGCUGCCCCCCUCUUGUGACACUCCCUCCCCCUCACUUGCUCUCUAAAAUUGUUCCCUGCUCACUCCCCUUCCCUCCUUGCUGCCCCUCCCAAUCUGCUUUCCUCCUGCUUGGGUGAAGAUCUGGUUAAUUUAUAAGCUGUUGCUGCGCUGUACAAAUUGCCUGGACGUUGCAAUGUUUUCCAACCAAUGGACUUUGACUGAGUAAAAUGAUUGUCACGCUGAGAAUCUGCCUGAGUUUUACUGGGUGUGCAAAGUCUGUGUCCUGGAGGCUUACUCCAGGGAUCUUUCUCAUGUUGCAGGAAUCUGUCCCAGGGAUUUAUUGGUUUCAAAAUUGUUUAUUAUUGUCACGUGCACCCAGAUACAGUGAAAAGCUUGUCUUACCUACCAUUCAUACAGGUCAAAUCAUUAC